Molecule: messenger RNA, 423 nt
Organism: Glarea lozoyensis ATCC 20868
Lineage: Eukaryota; Fungi; Ascomycota; Leotiomycetes; Helotiales; Helotiaceae
Exons: 1
Coding region: 1-423 (140 amino acids)
Source: RefSeq, a predicted model, not a curated record
AUGCUUGAUCGCCCAAAUGUUUCUACCAUCUCUUCAGUAUUUUCGAAUUAUGACCCACAAGCUCAAACCAUCUCAGCAAUGAACUCGACAUCAGCACUUAUCCUCUUCCUCACGACGCUCUUGUGCAUCACCCCCUCGCUCGCCCAUCCGGCGUUCCCAUCUCUGGUGGAAGCUAUACCGACUCGCUCUCCAUCUUUCCCAACGGCUAUUCCCAAUCAAGCUUCGACAACCAGUUCAGCUCCAGGUCUGCUCAACGGAACCGAUUGCGAUGCACAUGACAAAGUUUACCAGGCCGCGAAAUGGAUGCUGAUUAUCACCUUCGCGGAGGUUAAUAUCCUCGGGUUAUUUUUGGCUUGGAAGUAUGUUAAGGGAACUGCUAAGCCGCCACCUCCUCCACCACCUGCAGUGAAGAAGGAGGGCUAG